AUGCCGUUCAGAGAAUGGGCCACGUCCCUCAAAUCCUCGCGCACAAGUUCGCUCGACCCUUCGUCGCGCCGCAUCUCUGAGACGUCCCUCUCAAACACGGACAUCAACGACAGCGAGCGCACGCUCGUCGGCACGCUCGAGGUUCAGGACCUGCACUAUUAUCCCGGCGGUCAGGGGCGCCGCUCGCUCUCCGUCGUCUCGCCGACUCCGUCACAUCAGCAGCAGCCCCAGGUGAACCACCAGUCCAAGGAUGGCGGCUGCAUCCAGAGGCGGAUAGAUUAUUUCGUCAUCGAGGAUGACCGAUACGCCGUCCGUUUCGGCAACUACACCGGGGUAUGGGCAGGCAACGCGGGCGUUUCUGUGCCGCAGACGAGAAGUCGAUACUUUGGAGACCACAUCCACCAACAUGCCUACAACACGAACAAGGUCUAA
This is a messenger RNA of Metarhizium brunneum ARSEF 3297, 432 nucleotides long. RefSeq lists its product as uncharacterized. The record is from RefSeq and is a predicted model, not a curated record. NCBI's taxonomy places the organism in Eukaryota, Fungi, Ascomycota, Sordariomycetes, Hypocreales, Clavicipitaceae.